AUGAACAGAUCUGCAGAGCUCAACGACAUUGAAGCACCUGCGCCUCCGACUCGGGAAAGAAACGACGAUGAUUAUUAUGAUAGAAGCGUUGAUAAUUAUACGAGUGGUGGACCCUUAUCAUCAAGGUCGAGUAAUCAAGAAAACGGAGGAGUUGCAGGUGUUGCACGAGGUAGUGAUCAAGUAACGCCUCCUUACAAUUCUACAAAUGACGACAGAUAUCCUUCAAGUUACCCAGACCGUAACAGGACUAACUCUCAAAGAAGUGGCGAUAGUUACGGAGCUGAAGGAAGUAAAUAUACACUAGAAGGUAGUGAUAGUGUUACAAAUCGUGGCACGCCGAGAAAUGGGGGCGGUUACAGUGAUUAUGAAUCUAGUGAUAGAUAUAAUAAUAAUGCUAGUAGAAAUAGAUAUAAUAACGAGCCCCCUGAAAGGGGAACAAAUAAUGAACACGAAAGGCGCUACGAAAGGUACCAAAACGAUAUUGCUGCUCCGAGAGCAAACGAUAGCAGACGCCGAACUGAAAGUGGAAGUGGAUCGAAUCUAGGCGGCGGCGGAGGUUACGACAGUCGCCGAAACGAUUCGGGACGCGAUGACUUCGGCGGUAACCGAGGUGGCGGGGGUUAUCGCGACUACAAUAGUUCUCGGGACGGUAAUAGUCGAGGCGGCAGUUACGGCGGACCGGAACGAGGUGGGGGCUAUCGAGAAAGGUCUGAUCGGUACAACGACAACAGAGACAGUUAUAGAGAUACCAACAGGGGUUAUGGCGGGGGGAGGGGUAGUGGUGGAGGCGGUUACAAUCGCUCGGAUCACUACGAGAGAAGGGACGAUAACAGAAGGGGAGGUGAUGGGAUGCGUCGUGGUGGAGGGGGACCUUACUCUCCGAAUAAACCCCCCUACAGUGACGAGAGAGAUCGAUACGACAGCUACAACAGCAGAACAAGCGAUUCGGCCAGAGGCGCAUCGGGACGUCCCCGUCUUGAACUGGACCCCCCUAGCCGGAAGACAACAGAGAUUAUAGUUCCCAAGGAAGCGGACGUGAGACCUGCCAGUAUAUUCGGGGCAGCCAAGCCAGUAGACACGAUGAAAAGAGAGCAGGAGAUUCUCGCCAGAAAGGAAAAAGCUACCAGUAAACUGCAUGUGGACGUCGGAAUCGGAAAAGGUAGCGGAGGCGGGGGAUCGAACGCCUACCGACCCCCUCAUGCACAAAGAAGUAACAACAGUAACAAUAACACUACAGGACCACCGCCACAAUCUAACCACAGUGGGACCCAAUUGGAUGCAAUCUCCCCCGAAAAUAAAUUUUCAGUUCUAAAUGCAGAUGACGAUGACGACUAUUGA
This is a messenger RNA of Symsagittifera roscoffensis, 1338 nucleotides long. Its product is annotated as insoluble matrix shell protein 4-like. The record is from RefSeq and is a predicted model, not a curated record. The transcript is spliced from 4 exons. Lineage: Eukaryota; Metazoa; Xenacoelomorpha; Acoela; Convolutidae. The coding region runs from base 1 to 1338 and encodes 445 amino acids.